UGAGCUGGGAGAUGCAGUCAGAGGUGAGUCCGCCUCCCAGCGUUCUGCUGGUGGAGGCAUUUUACGGCGGCUCGCACAAACAGCUCAUUGACCUGCUCAAGGAAAACAUCGACGGCUGCUCCGUCUUCACGCUGCCCGCCAAGAAAUGGCACUGGAGGGCGAGAACAGCAGCGCUGUACUUCAGCCAGACCAUUCCUGCCUGUCCGUCAUACAGAGUCCUCUUCAGCAGCUCGGUCCUGAACCUGUGUGAGCUGGUGGCUCUCAGACCGGAUCUGGCCCAUCUCAAGAAGGUGCUGUACUUCCACGAGAACCAGCUGGUUUAUCCGGUCCGCAAGGACCAGGACAGGGACUUCCAGUAUGGAUACAACCAGGUGCUCUCAUGCCUGGUGUCAGAUGUGGUGGUUUUCAACUCCUCCUUUAACAUGGACUCCUUCCUGUCAUCCAUCCCUUCCUUCAUGAAGAAGAUCCCAGACCACCGACCCAAAGACCUGGACCGGCUCAUCAGACCCAAAUGUGUGGUCCUGAGCUAUCCGGUCCAGUUUCCUGAUGUCAGCAGGUUCUUGCCCAAACACAAACGCGUGCAGUGUACUGCUGAGCAGUCUCAUGUUGAUGACAUCACCACACUGCAGGGUGAACAGCAGCAGUUUAGAGCUGACGAGGAGGAGACGCCACGGUGUGAUCCUGGUGGGUGUGCGGCCCGCGCGUCUCAGAGCGAGGGCGGCGCUGCAGACGCGGUGAAGCCGCUGCACAUCGUGUGGCCUCACAGGUGGGAACACGAUAAAAACCCCGAGCUGUUCUUCAAAACUCUGCUCAGACUUAAGGAACGCGGACUCGACUUCCACCUGUCGGUACUCGGAGAGACCUUCACUGACGUGCCCGAGGUCUUCGCCUCCUCCAGACUCCUCCUGGACUCCCACAUCCUGAACUGGGGUUUCCUACCCUCUAAGGAGGACUACCUCAGGGUUCUGUGCGAGGCAGACGUUGUCGUCUCCACCGCCAACCACGAGUUCUUCGGUGUCGCCAUGUUGGAAGCUGUGCACUGUGGCUGUUUCCCUCUGUGUCCGAAGUCACUCGUUUACCCGGAGAUAUUUCCAGCACAGUACCUGUACUCCACACCUGAGCAGCUCUGUAAGCUACUGCAGGGACUUUGCAGGAGGCCCGACGUUGCUCGCAGACACAUCAUCAAGGUGGACACCUCAUCCUACUCCUGGGCCGCCCUGAAGCCGCGCUUUCAGGAUCUGCUAUUGGAUGAGUGUCCUUGAACACACCGCAGCCGCCAUUUGUCUCUAAGCUGCCGUCCCCGUUUGAACCGCGACGCCGCCGGGCUCAGAAUCAGAGCCGGUUUGAGCCUGAGAGUCCGGACCUGUUCUGGUCUCCUCAGACUGGGUUCUUGGAGGAGGAUCCACAAAGAUCUCAGGAGGACUGAUGAGCAUGAUCCAGGUCCAGAUCCCAAACCGGGUCCAGUUUCCUGUAGACAUUUGUGGUCCUGGUGACACUACUGGACUGAAAGGGUUCAUUUCACCGCAAAAUGUUUUAAUAAAAU
Molecule: messenger RNA, 1543 nt
Organism: Archocentrus centrarchus (flier cichlid)
Lineage: Eukaryota; Metazoa; Chordata; Actinopteri; Cichliformes; Cichlidae
Gene: qtman
Product: glycosyltransferase-like domain containing 1
Exons: 11
Coding region: 12-1262 (416 amino acids)
Molecular function (GO): glycosyltransferase activity
Source: RefSeq, a predicted model, not a curated record